CUGUGGCCAAGGACUAGGGGAAAAUGCCGUGCAAGAUAGAAGGAUUCCUCUUACUACUUCUCUUUGGCUAUGAAGCCACACUGGGACUAUCGUCUACAGAGGAUGAGGGCGAGGACCCCUGGUACCAGAAAACAUGCAAGUGUGAUUGCCAAGGAGGAGCCAAUGCCCUGUGGUCCACUGGAGCUUCCUCCUUAGACUGCAUUCCAGAAUGCCCAUAUCACAAGCCCCUGGGUUUUGAGUCAGGAGAGGUCACACCAGAUCAGAUCACCUGCUCCAACCCAGAGCAGUAUGUGGGCUGGUAUUCCUCAUGGACAGCAAACAAGGCCCGGCUCAACAGUCAAGGCUUUGGGUGUGCCUGGCUCUCCAAGUACCAGGACAGUAGCCAGUGGCUACAGAUAGAUUUGAAGGAGAUUAAGGUGAUUUCAGGGAUCCUCACCCAAGGUCGCUGUGACACAGAUGAGUGGAUGACCAAGUACAGUGUGCAGUACAGGACCAAUGAACGCCUAAACUGGAUUUACUAUAAGGACCAGACUGGAAACAAUCGGGUCUUCUAUGGAAACUCAGACCGGAGCUCUACAGUUCAGAACUUGCUGCGACCUCCCAUCAUUUCUCGCUUCAUCCGACUGACCCCUCUGGGCUGGCAUGUUCGCAUUGCCAUCCGGAUGGAGCUGCUCGAGUGCGCCAGCAAGUGUGCCUGAUGCCUGUCUCAGCUCAG
This is a messenger RNA of Nannospalax galili (Upper Galilee mountains blind mole rat), 715 nucleotides long. RefSeq names its product retinoschisin 1 (gene Rs1). The coding region runs from base 24 to 698 and encodes 224 amino acids. The record is from RefSeq and is a predicted model, not a curated record. Lineage: Eukaryota; Metazoa; Chordata; Mammalia; Rodentia; Spalacidae. The transcript has 6 exons.